UUUAGGAUUUCUUAAGAGAAGAGGCGAGGCUGGUAUUUGAAACCGACCUCAUCGUCCAUCAUUUGUGGCCUCGAUCAGUUUGCCGGUUCUUCUCGCCCGAAUCUUGCGAGUAAGGUACAGUACCCAUCAUUUAGGUGCCUUGUUCCCGAACGGCGGACCUUCACAUUCCAAUUCGACAUCGGCGCCGUUCUCAUCACCCGAAGAGCGCAACUGCUCCAGAACAAAGAGCUGAAAAGCCCGGAACUGCGGGCGCGACAAGCCUAACACGACGAUGCGCCUCCCAUCGAUACCUACAUCCACCAUCACAACCAUCACAACCACCACAGCUGCUACCCUCCUCCUCUCGCUCCUCACCCUCCAUGGAGCUCUCGCAGCCCGCGCCCGCCCCAAGGACGCAGUCCUCCUCUCCGAGGUCCAAGCCCUGACGCUGCACGAACCAGACAAGAUGACGACGUCGCGACGGACGCCGCCGAUCCCGCAGCUGCGGUGCGUCUCGCCGGCGGCGCUCUGCCGGCUCGCGGGGCCCGUCCGCACCAUGCGCUGCACCAACCAGGGGGCCGGGGCCGGGUACGGCGGGGCCGAGGAUGUCGCGUGGGCGUGCAGCGUGGCCGGGGGGGCGGGCGGCGGCCUGCCGCGCGCCGUCCGGCUCGACCGCACCGACGUCCUCUGCGAGGGGUACGCCUCCCCCGACGACCCGUACGUCCUCCGCGGCAGCUGCGGCGUCGAGUACACCGUCCGCCUGACCGAGGAGGGCCGGCGGCGGUUCCCCGAGCUCGUCGGCGUCGACGACGGACAAGAAGGAGGAGGAGGAGGAGGAGGAGGAGGGCCCGCCGGGGAGAAGGCGGCCUGGUUGUUCUGGCUCCUCUUCUUCGCCGUCCUCGCGUGGAUUGCCUAUGGUGCCUGGACUCGGCGGGGGACGCCGGGACCGAGGCCGUCCGGUGGGACCAACAGGAGGGGAUGGGGCGGAGGUGGUAGUAGUGGCGGUUGGGGACCGGGAUUCGGACCCGGACCCGGCGGAGAGGACGAUCCGCCACCGCCGUAUCCCGGGUUUGGGCCCAAGCCUUCUUCGUCGACAGAGUCGGCGUGGAGGCCUGGGUUCUGGUCCGGUUUGGCGAGCGGAGCCGCGGCCGGAUACAUGGCGGCGAAUCGCGGGCAGCGGAGUCAUGACCGGAACCGCGGCCGCGGCCGCCGAGGUGGGUUAUGGAGAGACAAUGACGGUCCCGGGGGUUGGUGGUCGGGGUCGGGGUCGGGUUCGGCGCCCGGGCCCGGGUCCGACUCUGGCCUCGGCUCCGCGUGGGGUGCCAGACGGUCGUCGAGCUCCGGCUCAGGCUCGCGACACGAAAGCACGGGUUACGGGUCGACGAUUCGUCGCUGAGUGCCCCGGACGGUCUUGAAACUUUGGAUAUCAAUAGCUCGGCUCUGUACAGUAACCCUGACUCCUUUGUAACGCCUGCUCUGUAUC
Messenger RNA from Thermothelomyces thermophilus ATCC 42464, 1462 nucleotides. RefSeq lists its product as uncharacterized. Bases 272 to 1375 code for a protein of 367 amino acids. Gene Ontology annotation, cellular component: endoplasmic reticulum membrane. The record is from RefSeq and is a predicted model, not a curated record. The transcript has 3 exons. Lineage: Eukaryota; Fungi; Ascomycota; Sordariomycetes; Sordariales; Chaetomiaceae. Gene Ontology annotation, biological process: regulation of store-operated calcium entry.